Molecule: messenger RNA, 3204 nt
Organism: Protopterus annectens (West African lungfish)
Lineage: Eukaryota; Metazoa; Chordata; Ceratodontiformes; Protopteridae
Product: sodium/myo-inositol cotransporter-like
Exons: 4
Coding region: 496-2865 (789 amino acids)
Biological process (GO): inositol metabolic process; translation; myo-inositol transport
Cellular component (GO): plasma membrane; ribosome
Molecular function (GO): structural constituent of ribosome; rRNA binding; D-glucose:sodium symporter activity
Source: RefSeq, a predicted model, not a curated record
AUGAACUACGUGUCUGAGAGGGUGUGGCAUUUAAAGCGCCCGAUAAGUGAUGCAUCGCCCUACUCGAAUUACCCUUUCUUGCUGACCACGUGAGAUGGCGUAAACCUGCCAAGAAAAUUGGUGUUUAAUUGGGGAGUACACGAAUCUUUACAAAAUGCCACGUUACGAACUCGCACUUAUACUCAAAGCAAUGCAGCGGGAGUGUCUGCCCUAACCAUUGCUACACCACCUACAACUAUGAAUUGCUGCCAGUCGUUGAUGCAUUGUACACUGUUGGCCUUGAUAUUGUAACAGCCAUGGCAUUUUCCCACAAUUCCAGAUCAAAAUGAUGAAAUUUUAUAUUUAUUUGUCUGACGGGAACCUCAAGCCAGUAAACUAUUGGAUAAAAUGUUUUCCCUACAGCUCUUCCUACAUACGUAGUAUAACUUGACUUUUCAUGCAGUUCAAGUAAAAUAUUUUUAUUUGUACUGUUGGGGUUUAUGGCAGCUUAAAAACAUGAAGGGUUCAAUGGAAGCAGCAGACAUUUCUGUAGUGGCACUUUAUUUUGUUACUGUAAUGGGCAUUGGGUUUUUUGCCAUGUGGAGAUCCAACAGAAGCACUGUGAGUGGGUACUUUCUGGCUGGUCGGUCAAUGACUUGGAUUGCCAUUGGGGCUUCUUUGUUUGUCAGCAACAUUGGCAGUGAACACUUCAUUGGGCUUGCUGGCUCAGGGGCUGCAAGUGGGCUUGCCGUAGCGGCAUGGGAGUUGAAUGCACUUUUGCUUCUACAACUUUUGGGUUGGGUGUUUGUACCAGUUUAUAUACGAUCCCAAUCUUGCACAAUGCCUGAAUAUUUAUCAAAGAGGUACGGAGGAAAAAGGAUUAAAGUAUACUUUGCAGUUCUGUCUUUAGUUUUGUAUAUUUUCACUAAAAUUUCAGUGAAUUUGUAUGCUGGUGCCCUGUUUAUCCAAGAAUCUUUUGGUUGGAACCUUUAUUUGUCUAUAAUCUUGCUGAUUGGAAUGACUGCCCUUUUGACUAUAUCAGGAGGACUUGUGGCUGUAAUCUACACAGACACUGUUCAAGCAGUCUUUAUGAUUGUUGGUGCUGUUAUUCUUAUGACAGUAAGCUUGGUGAAGGUUGGUGGGUUUGAAGAACUUAAGCAUAAAUAUAUGCUGGCCACACCAAAUGUUACAGAAAUCUUGCUGACAAACAACUUUACUAACACUAAUUUUUGUCACAUCUAUCCAAAGCCAGAUUCAUUGAAGCUGUUACGUAAGUCAUCUGAUGAAGAUAUUCCUUGGCCAGGGUUCCUGUUGGGUCAGACACCUUCCUCUGUGUGGUACUGGUGUGCUGAUCAGGUUAUAGUUCAAAGGGUGCUGGCUGCUAAAAAUAUUGCUCAUGCCAAAGGUGCUACCUUAAUGGCGGGCUUCUUGAAAAUAUUGCCCAUGUUCAUUAUCGUUGUUCCAGGAAUGAUUUCAAGAGUCCUUUUUCCAAAUGAAGUUGUCUGCAUAAACCCAGAGCACUGUAUGGCAGUCUGUGGCAGCAGAGCAGGUUGCUCCAAUAUUGCAUAUCCUCAUUUGGUCAUGAACAUUCUUCCAGUUGGACUUCGUGGGCUUAUGAUGUCUGUCAUGAUUGCAGCACUGAUGAGUGACUUGGAUUCCAUAUUUAACAGUGCCAGCACUAUAUUUACUCUUGAUAUAUACAAAUAUUUAAGAAAGACUGCUUCAUCUCAGGAACUUAUGAUUGUGGGAAGAGUAUUUGUUGUUUUCAUGGUAGGCAUUAGCAUUGCUUGGGUACCAAUAGUUGUAGAAAUGCAGGGUGGUGAAACUUACCUUUAUAUUCAGGAAGUGGCCGGUUAUCUUACACCACCUGUGGCAGCACUUUUUCUUCUAGGGGUCUUCUGGAAACGUUGUAAUGAGCAUGGAGCCUUUUGCGGUGCCAUGAUUGGUUCUAUUUUGGGAGUUACCCGGUUGAUCUUGGCAUUUGUUUACCAUGAACCAGAUUGUGACCAACCUGACAACAGGCCAAAUUUUAUUAAGAAUUUCCAUUAUAUGUAUUUUGCUACAUGUUUGUUUUGGGUAACUGGGGCUUCAGCUGUAGUUGUAAGCCUUCUUACUGAACCGCCAAAAAAAGAACAUAUUUGGACAACUACAGUUUGGGCUUACUGGUGCAAAAAUGAGAGAAAUUUAAAAACUGAUUAUGGUGUAGAUGUGCAGAAUCAUGCAGAUCGUGUGGAGAAUGACAAACACCUUAUUCAAAGACGCAAUGGAAAUGGAAAAUAUCCUGUUGAUGAUCAAGUUGAAGUCAGUCUUUUGGUCACUGUUAGUGGUGGAGUGGUAGACACCCCAGAUCAGUCUGAUGUUGACACUGCAAUGGAAUGUUUUUUAGAUGGUGAAACAACCCUGGUGAAUCCACCACAUGGAAGUAAGGUAGAGAAGAAGAGUACAACAUCCUGCUGGAAGUGUGCCAUUUGGUUCUGUGGCUGCAGCAGUGAAAAUGUAGGCAGAGAUGCAGCCUGCAGCUAUCAUUUAGAUGAGGCUGAGUGCUUGCAGAUGCUUAAAGAGACUCGACAGCCAGAGACUGCUGCUGCUUUAAAACGUACAGUAGAGGCAUUGCUGGAAAGAGGAGCAAUAGUGAGAAAUUUGGAAAAUCUUGGAGAGCGGAUGCUUCCAUACAAAAUCUCAAAGCACAGCAUCAGACACAGUCGUGGUGGAUAUUUCCUUUUUGACUUUCAUGCCUCUCCUGCUGUCAUCACUAGCAUGUUGGACCAUCUGGAACGCGAUAUUGAUGUUGUGAGACCUACCAUUUUGAAACAUCAACCCCCGACAGCAGAAGAAUGCCCAGGAAUGGACCAAGCUACCCUUGCACUUAAUUUAAAAAUAAAAUAAUAAAACGUUUAUAAAAGCAGUUUUGUUGCAGUGUUUGCAUUAGAAUGUGUAAUUCAGAUUUUACAUUAAAAAAGUGCUUAUUUAUGUUCUCUCCACAGCUUUUCAUAAAACUGGGAAUAGAGUUAAUUCAUUGUACUUUAUUCUUUACCUUUUGGUUUUGCUAGUCUGUGUUCAAUGUAUUCUUUGAGCAUGCAAAGAAUUCAUGUCAAACUGUUGUACAACUUGCCCCAAAGACAACUUGAACAUUUAUUGAUUACAUUAUUUUGCCUAUAGUACUCUUUCUUGUAAAGACUUACUUCAGUGUUUUCUUAUUUUGUUUAUUAAACCGUUUCGAACUUC